Molecule: messenger RNA, 360 nt
Organism: Aspergillus puulaauensis
Lineage: Eukaryota; Fungi; Ascomycota; Eurotiomycetes; Eurotiales; Aspergillaceae
Product: putative NADH-ubiquinone oxidoreductase subunit GRIM-19
Exons: 4
Coding region: 1-360 (119 amino acids)
Source: RefSeq, a predicted model, not a curated record
AUGCCUCAGGAUAUGCCCCCGGCCGGGGGCUACCGGCAAGUGCAAUACAAGCGCAACGUACCCGCCCGUGGUUUCCGACCCAUUACCUACCUCGUUGGCAUGCACCUUUUCAUGGCCUACGGAUACUACAAGCUCUUCCACGGUAUUCGGGAACAGAACGAACUCGCCCGUGAGAAGAUUUGGGGUCGUCUACACAUCCUCCCUCUCCUCCAAGCCGAGGAAGACCGCGACCAGGCCCGCCGAUAUUUCUCCGACAAGGCGCGCGAACAGCAACUGCUGGGAGGCGAGACGAAGGUUUACAACUCUGACCGAUUCGUUCGUCCUACAUAUGCGUACACGCCGUCAAAGGUCAUGAACUAA